AUGAUCUCUUAUCUCGCCAAGAUCAAGUCAGUCAUAGCGAAGCUGAGAGCUUUUGAAGUUGAGCUGAUCCCAAGGGGUCAGAAUGCUCAAGCCGACGCACUUUCCAAACUUGCAAGUUCGACUCUCACCGAGCUAAACCGAUCUGUAUAUGUGGAAGUGCGCCGAAACAGAAGCAUUGACCAAGAUAUUGAGAUCCAAUGCGUCGAAGCUGAACCAAGCUUGAUGGAUCCCAUCCUGGCUUAUAAGCUUCAAGGAACACUCCCCGAGGACAAAAACUUAGCCGCAAAAAUGAAGAGAAUCGGCUCAAGGUUCAUUGUCUACAAUGGGGAAUUGCUGAAAAAGUCCUUCUCAGCCCCACUGCUGAAAUGUGUGGGCCCAACAGAUGCGGAUUAUAUCCUUCGGGAAAUCCACUUCGGCAUCUGCGGAAAUCACAUAGGGGGAAGGGCCCUGGCCCAUAAAGCACUACGGGCAGGGUAUUACUGGCCAACCAUGAUCCAAGAUGCCAAGGGCCUGGUGCAGAAACGUGAAAAAUGUCAAAAAUUCGCGCCAAAAAAGUGGCUGAUAGUCGGAAUUGACUACUUCAGCAAAUGGAUAGAAGCCGAAGCAGCUUCAAACAUAACUGAGCAGACUGUCAGGAAAUUUAUCUGGCAGAAUAUCAUUACUCGCUUUGGCAUCCCGAAGGUGUAUGUCCUUGAUCACGAGAGGCAAUUCGACAAUCUGUUGCUGAAGCGGUACACUGAUCAGUUCGGAAUAAAAUUGGCAUAUUCGGCAGUUUUCCAUCCUCAGAGUAAUGGCCAAGCCGAAGCCGCAAAUAAACAAAUACUCAAUGCUCUCAAAAAGAGAGUUGAGGAUCAAAAGUCCAAGUGGAUAAAGGAACUCCCAGGAACUUUAUGGUCACUUCGGAUAACUGAAAAAGAGGCUACGGGACAUUCACCUUUUGAAUUGGUGUAUGGAUCUGAAGCUGUUUUACCAAUGGAAAUUGGCUCAGAAAGUCUUCAAGUCAAUCAGUUCUCAGCCGAAGAAAAUGAACAUCUCAUGAAAGAGUCUCUUGAUUUCUUAAACAAGAUCCGAGAUUCAGCAAGAGACACAAUGGUUGCAUACAAACAAAGAAUCAGCAAGUUCUAUAACCGAAGAGUCUAG
Chenopodium quinoa (quinoa) is the source of this 1140-nucleotide messenger RNA. RefSeq lists its product as uncharacterized. The coding region runs from base 1 to 1140 and encodes 379 amino acids. Gene Ontology annotation, molecular function: nucleic acid binding. NCBI's taxonomy places the organism in Eukaryota, Viridiplantae, Streptophyta, Magnoliopsida, Caryophyllales, Amaranthaceae. The transcript has 2 exons. Gene Ontology annotation, biological process: DNA integration. The record is from RefSeq and is a predicted model, not a curated record.